CGAAGAGGAGAUGUAGAAUAACCUGGCCUCUUCGUAAGAAAAAGCCUAUUGACAGAAAUGUCCUUAUAAAGUCAUUCUCGAAGACGAGCUCCACAAUUCGUUAGACACGUUCAAAUCUCGCCUUGCCUCUCAGCUAACGGAAAUGUCCCUCCCUAUGUAUGUGUUCGUGUAUCUAUAUAUAAUCUAUCUCCCGUCAGUCCUCACUCUCUCGUUCGUCUCUGACUGAACUCCACUGAUUAGACUCAAGUAAUUUAGGGAUUUUGAGCAUUUCCUAAUUCGAACUCCUUAAAAAUGCGGCCACUCACCUGCACCAAACUGGCUUUGAUCACUCUAACCGGAGUCAUCAUUCAAAUCAUUGGCCUUUCUCUGUUCGUCUUCGGCUUUUUUCCCAUCAAACCGGCUCUCUCCGGCACCAGUGGCUCGGAGAGUUUCCGCUUACCUAUUUGCAACUCAGUUGGGAAUCAAAGCGACACGAUUCUGCCGUCCGAUCCACUCAGAUCGCUAUAUAAGGAAUUAUCGGGGAUUCCAUCUUCGUUUGAUAGGCUAAUUUUAAUGGUUAUUGAUGGUCUUCCAGCAGAAUUCGUGCUUGGCAAGAAUGGGAAACCUCCUAGUAAGCAAUAUUUGGAAGCUAUGCCUUAUACUCAGUCAUUGCUAGCCAGUGGAUUGGCUGUUGGUUACCAUGCUAAGGCCGCCCCUCCAACUGUCACAAUGCCUAGAUUGAAGGCUAUGGUGUCCGGUGCAAUUGGAGGAUUCUUGGAUGUGGCAUUUAAUUUUAACACGCAGGCUAUGUUGGACGACAAUCUUCUUGGCCAGUUUUUCAGGAUUGGUUGGGAAAUGGUGAUGCUUGGUGAUGAAACAUGGCUGAAGUUGUUUCCUGGGGUAUUCAAAAGGCAUGACGGUGUUAGCAGCUUCUAUGUUAAGGAUACUGUGCAAGUAGAUCAAAAUGUUUCGCGACAUUUGGGAGAUGAGCUUAGUAGAGAUGACUGGAAUCUUAUGAUUCUGCAUUAUCUAGGCUUGGAUCAUGUUGGACAUAUCAGUGGCCGGAGCAGUGUGUUGAUGGCCCCAAAACUAAAGGAGAUGGAUGAGGUGGUGAAGUUGAUUCAUUCAAGUACUACUCAGUCCCAAGGAAAUGCCAGAGGGCGGACACUUUUGAUGGUAGUAAGUGAUCAUGGCAUGACGGAAAAUGGUAAUCAUGGGGGUUCUUCAUAUGAAGAAACCGACUCCUUAGCUCUUUUUAUUGGCCUGAGGAAUCAUGUCUUUGACUAUGCAUCAGUCAUCCAGCAGGUUGACAUUGCACCAACCUUGGCUCUUCUAUUUGGUGUGCCAAUCCCUAAAAACAAUGUUGGUGUUCUUAUUACAGAAGCUUUUGAUUCUCUAAAAGAGGACCAACGUCUGAGGGCUCUGGAGUUGAAUUCUUGGCAGUUACUCAGAUUGUUGCAAGCUCAGUUAUCAGGUUUGCCAUGCAGAAAUUUCCCCUGUGAUGCAUUCAGUAAUCAUCAGAGUUCUGAUCCUAGUGAGUGCAAUCAUAGUACAGCGAAUAUGCUUUGUUGCUUGUAUAUGGAAGCGGAAGCUCUAUACAACUCCUUGAAGUCUAAGGGGGGCUCUGAGUUUGCUAGCAACAAAGGGUACAGCAGGACUGCAGCUGCAUAUUACAAGUUUCUGAAAUCUGCAAGUGAGUGGUUAUCACGCAGAUCUACUGAUAAACCUGUUAAGCUACUUGCUGUUGGACUAGCAACAAUGUUUAUCUCAUGUGUAAUAUUAUCAAGCCUGUUGUUUUGUUGGGUCAGAGAAAUUUAUCUGGGAGGAAAGCAACAGCACUCCAACUUAAAUGAUAGCAUGAAUGGCUGGUCUUUAGAUGAGACAUUCAUUCUUGGUGUUAUCUUGAUCCUUGUUACAAGUAUGGGAUCAAGUUCUAUGGUAGAGGAAGAGCAUUACAUAUGGUAUUUUGUGGUAUCCACAUUCUAUCUCUUGCUACUCCGUAAAACAGCACAGUCCCUUGCACCAGUUGGUGUCCAAAGUUCUCUUGGCAUGCACAAAGGACAAAAUGGAAAAGUUUACUCUAGAAUGUGUUUAAUCUUUUUGCUGCUUAUCUCCGGAAGGAUUUUGAGAGGCUGGCAUCAAGGUGGUGUAAACUGGACUAGUCUACCUGACAUUUCUAAAUGGCUUGAACUGGCUGGGAGUCAUUAUGUGCAAUUGCUUCAGCUAAUAUCUGCAUUCCUGGUGAUCAGCAUAGGUGUAUGUGCUCUAUUUUCAAUAGAAUCAAAGGGAAAAUUUUUUCAGAUGGUCAGACUUAGCUUUCUGAUGUCUGCAUUGCUGGUUUUGUUGCAUAUCAUAAGAUAUCAGGAUUAUACAUUUUCGUCAACUAAUUAUGGAGCUACCUUAUUGGCACAAAUAAUCUAUGAAAUUCUUGGUGCUGCGACUAUUGGGACUGUUUUGGCCUUGCCAUGGCUUAUUCCUUUUUCAACCUUUAAGAUUUGCCCUACUGAUAAUACCCUCUCACCUACUUCAUUUUUUCUUAGCAUUCAAGAGAAGUUUCCGUUGGUGGAAUUAAGAGAUUCUUUAUAUGUGAUUGGGUGGUCAUACAUAUUAUGUUGGUGUCUUCUGCAGCUGUUGCUCCAACAGCCAAUUAACUCAACACCCAUACUAUUACUGCUUGUGCAAAUAUUGGCCAGCUUGCUUUAUUUUGCUUCUAAUGGAACACAUCAUAAAGAGUGGAUAGAGAUUGCAGCAUUGUACUACUUGGGAAUGGCUGGUCAUUUUGCUCUAGGAAAUAGCAAUACACUAGCUACUAUUGAUGUUGCUGGAGCUUUCAUUGGCAUAUCAAGUCACUCAACAUUGCUGUCUGGCGUUCUAAUGUUUAUUAUCACCUAUGCGUCACCCAUGUUUAUUCUUCUUAGCCUGGUAAUGUACAUCUCUAUGAAGAACACGGCCCAUCGUGUAAUUCCUGAGAAAGCAGAUGAUGGAGACCUUCUCAUGAUGAUGCUUGGUUUUCCUUGCCUCGUUCCACUGGUCUUAAAUUCAAUUCUGUUGACUGCAUACACAGUUGUAUUGCUGUUAAUGAGGAAUCAUUUAUUUGUUUGGAGUGUUUUCUCACCCAAGUACCUGUAUGUCUGUGCAACAACCCUAUGCACUUACAUAGGGGUCUCCAUUGUGGCUGCAACUGGAAUUUAUACACAUUUGGUACUGGGCAUCCGGAAAAGAAAGCAAGUACCGAUCAGCAACAGCACAAGAUAGCACUCAGACCGAUUAGCAACCCAAUUUUUUGUUCUUCCAAUAUGGUGGAAGGUUAUUUAAUACUUAUUUCUUUUUUAUUUCACCAACUUCCUCCAUAGACGCAUUUGGUACAGGCCAUGCAGAAAAGGAAGCACCUCUCCAUUAGCAACAACACAAGAUAGAGUAACAGGCGACCCAAUCUUGAAUUCUUCGAAACCAACUCAGAUGGUGUAACUAGUUGUUUCAUAAGAUUCUCUAGCUUCCUCAACGGAUGUGAUAUUGCAUGUAGGAAUCAGAUGAGGUAUAGUAAUAGGAAUGUUAGAAGAUACUCCUGAAGCAAUUGGUGGUCUUUAUUUACAUAAAAACAUCAUUUUUGGGGUCAAAUAAAUCUGAAUAUUUUGUUGGUGAUAGAAGGGAAGGACCAUAUUCUGAAACUGGUG
This is a messenger RNA of Theobroma umbraticum, 3653 nucleotides long. RefSeq names its product Alkaline-phosphatase-like family protein. Gene Ontology annotation, biological process: GPI anchor biosynthetic process. The record is from RefSeq and is a predicted model, not a curated record. NCBI's taxonomy places the organism in Eukaryota, Viridiplantae, Streptophyta, Magnoliopsida, Malvales, Malvaceae. Gene Ontology annotation, cellular component: endoplasmic reticulum membrane.